GUCAGCUGCAGGACAUGCUGCUGGACUACAACCAGCUCUCCGGCCCCCUCUCGCCCGGCUCCUGCGUCUCUCCCCAUCAUCCAAACCAUCUCAGCAAGAGGGAACGGAUUCGAAGGCUCGGUCCCGAAGGAGCUAGGGUACGCGCAGCGGCUUUCAAGGUUGGAUCUGGGGGGAAACAGGCUGGAUGGGAGCAUUCCAGAGACGCUGGGGCAGAUGUGGAGUCUGACUUCGUUGAGGUUGGACUCGAACCGGAUAGGAGGGUUGAUUCCGACGAGGCUGAACACGCUGGCGCAGCUGCAGGUGCUGACGCUGAAUGGGAACGAUUUAGUAGGGGAACUUCCCCGUUUAAUGGGCUGGAGAAUCUGGUUCGGUUUGACGUGUCGAAUAAUGAUUUGUUCGGGUCGACGCCGGCAGAAGGGCCCCUGGCGAAGUUCCCCCCGUCCUCGUUUGAAGGCAACCCGGGAUUGUGUUAUGGGGAAUGCCCGCCCUCCCCCCCUGGUGGGACCCCAGUCCGCCCUCCCCUCCCCCUCGUGCCCCCCGCCCCCUUCGUCUCCCCAUCCGCUCCUCUUCCUCCUCCGCCUGCCUCUCCCCCACCGCAGGAGCCCCCUCCCCCGGUUCAGCCUCCUCCUCCUCUUCUCCCUCCACCUGUGUCCCCCAUUGUCCCCCCCCCCAAGCGCACUCAUCCCCCAAGACCCCCAUCCCGCCACCCCCGUCCCCCCUGGCCUCCCCACAACCAUUCCCUCCUCCUCGCCCCCAUACACAUCACCCUCUUCCCCCCAGCAAGCCCCCCUCCCCCCCACGCCCUCCCCCCGUCCGCCUCUGACCCCUCCCCCACUUGCGCCUCCCCCUGGUACCGCCCCCCCGCCAGGGGAAGGGCCUUCCCCCGCCCCCUCUCCUUCCCCCAGCCCUUCCCCCUCAUCCGCACCCUCUCCCGCUCCCACUUCUUCCCCCUCCCCUACUCCUGCUCCCGCUUCCCUUCUCCCUCCUCCUCUCGCCCAACCGCCCAUUUCUCCCCUCCUAAUUCCUCCACUCCCCCACCCUCCCAAGCAACACCUCCUCUCCCUUCUCCUCUCACCCCUCCUCUCACUCCCCCUCUCACUCCCCCUGCCACCCCUCCUUCAAACUCCCUCCCACCACCACCACCACCAGCACCACCGCCUGGUGAUUCGUCUAGUAACCUAGACGUAUCCUCCUCCCCCACCCCACCUCCCCCCUCUACAAGCACCAACCCCUAUAGUAACGACCUGGCCUGGUGGCAGCUGCUCGCGUUAUGUGCUGCCUCGUUACUAGCAACUCUGCUCUUUGCAGCGCUGUUCACCUUUGGAUGCCCGUAUCUCUGCGGCAUGGCAGCACGGGCGAAGCACAGGUAUAAUGGGGUGCCUACUAACGAGGAUGCUGCUAUUAAAGCGGAAGCUGAAGCAGCAGCGGCGACGGCGGCGGUGGCAGGGGGAGCAGGAGCAGGGACUUAUAGCGGGCCGUACACAGCAGGCGGGGCAGCAACAGCAGCAGCAGCAGGAGGAGGAGGAGGAGCAGGAGCAGCAGGAGGAGCAGCGCUGAUAGGAGCAGCUGCUGCUGCAGCUGCAGUGGGUAUAGGUGCUGGUGCUGCCGGUGCUGCAGCAGCAGCCGGCUCAAAAUCACCAGGAGGGGCCGGAGACGAUGAUGAUGAUGAUGCAGAUGGUGUGCGGCAGGAGCAGGAGGGGAGAGCAGCUCGUUGCUGGUGACCAUGUUUGACGGGAGGGCCGUGCGUGCAUCCGCGUUAUUAGCAGCCACGGACGAGUUCGGGCAGAGCAAGAUGAUCACGAGGGGCCCGGGGCCCAGCGGGGGGACGGCGUUUGUGGCGGACAUGCUGGGGGACGAAGGACCCAUGCUCGUGGCGAAACUGCUGCCCACGGUGACAGAGCAAGGGGAGGAUGGGGAGGAGUUUCCUGUUCCUAUGAGUCUGAAUAUGGAGGAAAUGCGGGCGCUGGCGGAGAUCGACCAUCCGAACGUGCUACCACUGCUGGUUGCGGGAGGAUGAGAUCACGGGGAGGCGCGUGCUGCUGUACGAGCUCAUGCCCAAUGGGGAUUUGAACGACUUCCUCUAUGAUGAGGAGCUUUCUGAGAACUCGCUAACGUGGGACGCGCGGAAGAAAGUGGCGAUAGGGAUAGCCCAGGGCGUGGCCCAUCUCCAUACCCUCACUCUCCCGCGGCCGCCCGGCUCCCAACUGCCCCCGACCCUCUGGUGCACGGGUCGCUGCAUCCAGGGAACAUCCUGUUGGGGACGAUGGGGAAGCGCGGCUGACCGACACGGCAGCUGCCCGCAUUGCAUUCGAUUCGGACGAUGUACACGUGGCGCCUGAAACACUUGGUAUACUCCGCCUGAGUACAUGUCCGGCCCUACAACAGCAACCCCAGAGGGCGACGUGUUCAGCUUCGGCGUCGUUCUUCUCGAGCUGCUAACAGGCCGACCCCCUUA
Molecule: messenger RNA, 2455 nt
Organism: Closterium sp. NIES-67
Lineage: Eukaryota; Viridiplantae; Streptophyta; Zygnematophyceae; Desmidiales; Closteriaceae
Source: the annotation of a GenBank genome assembly